GGUCUUUACUUUUAAGUUUACUCAAGAGUAUAAGACGCUUGUGCUUAAUAAGCAACUCUUUUUGUAAAGCCCUUUCAUCAGUAGAGAAUUUAAUUUCCUCGUGAAAGGCUGACAACACCACAAAGACAGGAAAACUUCCUAUCGCUUACGAGGCUAUAAAAGAUAUGUGGGGGCAGUUUUUCACUUCCACUCGGGGAAACAUCUCAACACGUGAGAACAUAAUAGUUCAUUAAUAAUUUAUAGCCUCACGUGAGCAAUGUUUAGUGCCAGUGGGAAAACCACUUCCGACUUCCGUUCCCGCUUUUCACACGUCUACAGCUGGCGUCCAAAGUGAGUGACGAAAAGCAGUUCAGCAAAUAGUAUUAAAAAUUCAACUCCACAAAUACGAGCAUCCGACUUGUGUUUAUGGGGGUAAAUAUUUCAUGGUGCUUAGUGGCGACCAUAAAAUUCAUGAAUUACGUAACAGGAUUAUCCCUUGGGAUCCACCACAAAGUACACUGCAGUGUAGGAAAAAUCGACCUACUUCAUGCGAGUUUGCACAGAUUAAGUAGAAAAAAUCAAUACAAAUGGGGCGCGGUGGGUGCCACCAAUAUCAUCAUCCUAGCAAGCGUUGAAUAUCAGGAUGAAUGCGGAAAAUCAUACGGCGACACAGGGUGGCGGAGGCCGAGCGCCGAGAAGGAGAAGGUGGUCGUUCGGUCGUUCGUCGGUCGUUUCAACUGGAUUACAGGAGCUUUUGCCAGUUGUGUCAUCUUUCAUUCACUUUGCCAUCCGGUGGUAGACUUCAGUCAGUCUGGAAAGAAAACUCCACCGGGAGCCCGCCCUGAAGUGGGACUUCUGUCUCUUUUAUAAACGCGAGUGCCGCUUGUUUAGACGGUGACAUUCGCCGUUUUAUAAGGUAAUCGUUUCAUCGUCCCCCGGUUGGUAAACUAUACGGCAUCACGCAAAAACCAUGUCGGAUGAAAAGGUACACGUGUUUUUCUACGCCGUCAUCGUCCACCACGGCAUUUCUGAUAUCGAAGGAUACCUAACUAUAUCACAAAACCAUUCUCAUUCAUACACGAAUGAAUGGCUAGAAGGGUUUUGGGUUUUGGUUUUUCAUUUUCUUCACUUCUAGGGUGUCAGACACCAUGGUUGGCCAUCUUCCAUAACCUCACGAUGUACUUUACUUCCAGUUCUAGAUUGAAGCAUCCACCUUAUCACAAAGUUAAGGAUUAUAUGUUUAUUUUAUCAAACCGGAAGGUCCAAAUCAAAGCAGGCAUAACAGAUCUAUUAGUAUAAUUGAACCAUAAUCGUAAUCGUCAAGUGGUGGUGGCGCUUUGGGUGGAAUUCCAAAUCGGAGCAGAAAAAGGUGGGCAAUAAAACGACAUUGCGUGUCACGAUUCAUUAAUGGAGAUUUACCUACCUACACGGAUGUCGUACACUGAUUCUAAUCUUUUUAAUUGAUGACCAAGUGGCGAAGGUGUGUCCUGCCUGCCAUAGGUAAUUUGCUGUUUCCAUACGUUGAGUGUAGCGAAAGAGUUGUCAUUAGAGGUGUCAAAAUUGGUAUGAGAAAACUCUUAUAUGAAGUGGUUGAUAUUUUUGUUUAAAAUUUUUAUUUAAUUCAUUUUUUAAAAAAUGGGCAUUUGGGUGGUACUAGUAUGUUCCAGAAUCAAAACCUCGAAGACUGAAAUUGU
Uranotaenia lowii is the source of this 1673-nucleotide messenger RNA. RefSeq lists its product as uncharacterized. The record is from RefSeq and is a predicted model, not a curated record. NCBI's taxonomy places the organism in Eukaryota, Metazoa, Arthropoda, Insecta, Diptera, Culicidae. The transcript has 3 exons. The coding region runs from base 406 to 849 and encodes 147 amino acids.